AUGCACACCGACUACGAAGAGCUGCGUUGCGACCACUACGACCGUCGCAGCUCGUCGCAGUCUGUCGCAUUGGAGAUGCGUGGGGCUUUUGCAGUCGGUCGCAGUACGCUUCGCAAUGGAAUAGGAACGAUCCAUUUCUGUCGCAUCCGAGCAGUGGUGAGAACCAUGACGGAAAUGAAAUUUCAAGAUGACGGUGAGACGGCAGCAGAGAAAAUGAGAAAUUACGAACUGGACGAAGCGAUAGUGCACGUGGGAGAAUUCGGGAAGUUCCAGAAGCGUAUCUAUUACCUAAUUUGCAUCCCAGCGAUGUACUGUGCAAUGACGAACUUGAUCAUGGUGUUCACAGCUGGCAUCCCUCGGCACAGGUGA
Darwinula stevensoni is the source of this 369-nucleotide messenger RNA. NCBI's taxonomy places the organism in Eukaryota, Metazoa, Arthropoda, Ostracoda, Podocopida, Darwinulidae. The record is from the annotation of a GenBank genome assembly.